Cinclus cinclus is the source of this 3425-nucleotide messenger RNA. It is a transcript of the gene ATP6V0B, whose product is annotated as ATPase H+ transporting V0 subunit b. Gene Ontology annotation, molecular function: proton-transporting ATPase activity, rotational mechanism. Lineage: Eukaryota; Metazoa; Chordata; Aves; Passeriformes; Cinclidae. The transcript is spliced from 7 exons. Gene Ontology annotation, biological process: proton transmembrane transport. The coding region runs from base 2380 to 3126 and encodes 248 amino acids. The record is from RefSeq and is a predicted model, not a curated record. Gene Ontology annotation, cellular component: proton-transporting V-type ATPase, V0 domain.
GGCUUGAGCAGUUGAUUUGCUUCUCUGUGUGUGCGAGAGCAGAAAGGUGCUGGUGCCAGUCAGGGGUCGUGCUUGCAUUUGGUAGAUUAGGGGAGGUAGAGGCAGGAGAAGCCUGGUCCUUCAGACUGUGAUGGUUGAUGUCUCUUGGGUGGAGAGAUCGCCUUGCUUUGCUAAGCUGUGGCAGAAUGAGAGAACAUGCGAGUCUGGAUGAUUGUGGAGUUGCUGCUUGGCUGUGUUGCAGCUCAUGGCAGCCCAUGCUUUGCUGCUGAAGGUGUUGGGCUUUUGGAAGAUGGAUUUAAUCCCCUAGGGCCAGCAGGUUGAUUUUGUGCUGGGACUGCUGGUUAUUUUUACUUAGCACAAAAGGAAGUGACCACAAACCAGGCAGAGGCUGGGGAAACCUUGGCCCUUGCUUCAGUGUUAGGGUGAGGGGAGAGAAUGAGUCUGAAGUAAAGGGUGUCUCACUCCCUCGUGUUUCCAGGGCCUGGUGAACCCAGUGUGGACCUAGGGUUGCCUCACUGGGCUCUCUGAAUCAUGUACCUCACACUAGUGCAGAUUCACCCUGUGAAUGUGAGACUGUCGGAAAAUCUGGCUGAGCUGAGCCCAGUUGCUAUUAAUUUCCCCUGCCCUGUUGCAGUCCCUUUUUGAGGUAUGCCAUGAGCAGGAAGUAGUCUUGCUCCAUGCAGUGUUGCAGCAGUGUCUCUUUAUAUUUUCUGUCUUUGUCCUAAGCCCUGCUUUGAUUCGCCAGUUCUGCUUCCUUAUUUUCUGUCCUUCUGGCUUCAGAGCUGCAAGUCAGAGCUCACAGGAGAAUGUCCUUUACUCUGUUUCUUUUGCAUAUGAAUCUAAGGUUACACCUGCUCUUGAAGAGAUGAAAGGUGCCCUGAGGAUCUGCCCUGAGCUGGUUGUAGCUCUUUUUUACCACUUCUGGGGAGUGGAGGCAGCUGAGACUGGCUGGGUUCAGUUCCUGUUCUGACAGCCAAGCAGCAAAGCCAAAACACAAGUAACAGACUGGCUGGGCCCAGCACUAGAGAUCAUCCUUGAAGGUUGCCAGACAUGCAGGCUGGGCUGUGGCUUUCCUCUGUACUCCCUGGCUGUGGUGGCACAUUCUUCAUACUUGUGUGUCGCUACAGGGGAGGGAGGCACUCUGGAUCUGUGGCAGAAAGAUUGACCAGUGUUACCACCUCCCAUUAUGGCACUCACUGUCUUGCCUGGCAGUGCUUGUGUGCUCCCCUGAGUGUGGUGAGUGGGCUGCUGAGACUUGAGCUGUUCAUGGAGGGGUGAGCACACAAAAAUAAUGGGGACAUCCCUCAUGUAAGGGAUCUGCAGUGCUGAGGCCUUCCAGUGGGAUGAAUUGUCCUGCAGGUCUUUGCUGUGCUCAGUGAAGAGCUUCUCCAACCUGGAAGCAUGGUCCUGCCCCUGUAUUUCUGCUGGGCACAUUGCCAUCACCCCCUACUUCCAGGCUGGUGCUCUGGGGUGGAAGGGAGCAGUGGGACACGUACAGUGAUCUCUUUGAUGUAUUUGAGCAUUUCAGAAGUUUCCCAUUUCCUCUUUUCCCAACCAUAUGUGAGAUCAGCAUUACACAGGCACUGACUGAUUACACUCAGAUAUGGUAGAGCUGUCCCUUCACCCUCUCUGUCUGGUGUGGAGCACACAGUGCCAUGAUGCCUGUGCUUAUCUGUUCCUUAGGGCUAGGUCACCCUCCCUUUUCCAAAAAAGAGCCUUUGUCUCUUCUGGUCUGCAGCCAUGUUUUCCACUCAGGAGCUCAGAGUCAGGCAGGGUUUCAGUGCAAUCACCUCUGCAUGUGCCUGGACUGUGUAGGGAUGUGACUCUUGGCUGUGGUUCCUGGUGGGAGAUGAGCACAUUGGAAAGGAAGGGCUUUUCUGAGUUUCUCAGGGCAGUGCUUUGAUGUCUCCUGCCUGUGUUGGAGUAUAAAUUUAUCUGGAAAUUAUUCUGGGGAAAAUGCUGAUGGUAAGUCAUGUCUUGAACCCACAGCCAUGGAAAGGGGAUGUUGGAGGAAAGCUGGAGCUUCUUGUGUUGAUGGGCAGCUGAGAAGCAACACAAAUGCUGAUGAGGUGGUGAUGUAGCAGCAUGUGAUAGUCAGGGCACAGCCUCACUGCUCUUGUCCGUCCUGUGGCAGGGAGGAGCUCACAGCUGGUCCCCCAGAGCUGUGGCUUUCCAACAGAGCUGAGCCAUUGGAGAGCCACAAUGGAGACCGUGGGCACAGGGCUAUGGAUUGCCUUGAGACCCUGUAGCUCAGCAUGGUCUGUGGUGCUCAGCAGGAUCAGGGAAUAGAAAAUGGGUGUGACAGCAACCAUGAUCAUCUGGGAAAGAUUGGGGUGGGGUCUGACAGUAUCGUAGGUCCAGGAUGUCUGUCAUGUGCUGAUGUGGAAGUGUUGGGAUCACAGGGGUAGGAUUUGGAGGGGACAUCCUACCCUACAGUUCUGCAUGCCUGAGUCAGUUUUCCCAGUAACCUUCUUUCACGCUGUGCUGUGUUCCUGGGCCUUUGCCUCAGGGCUUCACAGGUGGGGGAGGAUCCAGCUGGUGCCUCCCUGGAGGUUUCCAUCUUGUUCUUGUUUUCCAGGGAUCUGCUACACAAUAUUUGACCUGGGCUUCCGCUUUGAUGUGGCUUGGUUUCUGACAGAGACCUCACCCUACAUGUGGUCCAACCUGGGCAUUGGCUUGGCCAUCUCCCUGUCUGUGGUGGGAGCUGCCUGGGGGAUUUACAUCACAGGUUCCAGCAUCAUUGGUGGUGGAGUCAAAGCCCCGCGGAUCAAAACAAAGAAUCUGGUGAGCAUCAUUUUCUGUGAGGCUGUGGCCAUCUACGGGAUCAUCAUGGCAAUAGUCAUCAGUAACAUGGCUGAGCCUUUCAACGGAGUCACCCCAGAAGAGAUUGGAGCCAGGAAUUACCAUGCAGGUUUCUCCAUGUUUGGAGCUGGUCUGACUGUGGGUUUAUGCAAUCUCUUCUGUGGGGUCUGUGUGGGCAUCGUGGGCAGCGGGGCUGCCCUGGCUGAUGCCCAGAAUGCCAGCCUCUUCGUCAAGAUCCUGAUCGUGGAAAUCUUUGGCAGUGCCAUAGGGCUGUUUGGGGUCAUCGUUGCUAUCCUGCAGACAUCUAAAGUAAAAAUGGGCUGAGCCCUCUUUCACUCAGCCUCUUUCAGCCCACCCCAAGAGGUUCUGUAUAUACUUAUUUAAUGUUUCUAUACUUGAUUGGGGUGGGAGAUUCCCGGCGUCGGGAGCAGGAGGCUGACUGCGUAGAGCCCCGUCCUGCAGAUCAAUCGGCCCCUCCUUGGAAGAAACAGAUUUCUCUGUGUGAAUUCUGCCCCCAGCAGCCUGGCCCAGCCUGUGGGGUCCUGCUGCUGUCCGUUCCUGGUGUGUAGAAUCAACCAUCAGUGCAAUUCUGUGUCAGUGAAAUAAAUAUGGUUCUCGUCCAA